GCCUGGACCGACAUCUGCUGCAGCCGGAUGUGGUGGUUUGUGGCGAUGUAGUUCCGGAUGCUCUGCUCGAUGAGAUUGCGGCCGUCGACGACACACGCAGGCCAGUUCGAUUGCGGGAGGCGAGCGGAAUGCCAGCUAAAGCACGCUGAGUGCUGUGGCCGAAACCUGCAAGCCGGGUUUGUUCCCCGUGAAAAGAUGCAACGCUGUGACACGGCCGUCGACAAGCCAGGUUCGCUGGGCUGCUGCUCUUACCCCCAGCGCGUAGUCAAGAAGCAUCAUGCCGUUGCGGAACACGCGCACCAGCGGCUCAUCGACGCCCGCCGGUAGAGCCACACCCGGAAGGGUCGGAUACACAAGGUCAUCGGGAUCCCUCACGCGGUCCAGAGCCACAGCAUACCCGCCAGAAGCACUAAGACAGAGAGCACUCGCACAUCGCCGAUGCCGCAUCAUCGUCUCCGGAUUCACUCUCCCGCAGUCUCGGCAGAACCAUCCAUCUGCUCCGUUUGCCACACUUUGCCCGAAACCAUAUUCCAUCAGGCUUUGGGGAGCGAUGAGCAGUCGGGGUGGAAGCAGGGAAGGACACGGCAGUGGAUCCGGGCACUCGGCCCAGCUAUACGUCCACCAGGGACGAUUCACAUCGGAGUGCCCAUUUGAGAGACCCAGAUUUCGCUCUCCGCCGGGCUGCCAGCGUAGUCUAAAUUCGUCGCAGGCUCCGUUGACGAGAUGUUCCUGUAGACCCGUUUGGAGCUUUGUAGCUGAAAUU
Messenger RNA from Mycena citricolor, 763 nucleotides. NCBI's taxonomy places the organism in Eukaryota, Fungi, Basidiomycota, Agaricomycetes, Agaricales, Mycenaceae. The record is from the annotation of a GenBank genome assembly.